Messenger RNA from Bicyclus anynana (squinting bush brown), 2470 nucleotides. Its product is annotated as U3 small nucleolar RNA-associated protein 14 homolog C. The transcript is spliced from 3 exons. Gene Ontology annotation, biological process: rRNA processing. The record is from RefSeq and is a predicted model, not a curated record. The coding region runs from base 151 to 2448 and encodes 765 amino acids. NCBI's taxonomy places the organism in Eukaryota, Metazoa, Arthropoda, Insecta, Lepidoptera, Nymphalidae. Gene Ontology annotation, cellular component: nucleolus; small-subunit processome.
UGACGAGUGACAGUGACAUCUAAGCAAAAGCAUUGUUUUGUUUUGAGGUUAUUUUUAUUUAUUGAAAGACCCUGUUCAACGUAAAAAUAAAUUUAAUUUCUAUCGUUGUUAGUAACUUUUAUACUAUCAUAUCAGUGCACUAAUUUCUCAAUGAUGGAAGAUAGUGAAGAAACAGAUUUUGUAGCAUCCGAACACGACCGUCUCGUUAGUGCAAUAACCAAACUUGAUAAAACUCAGCACAUUACCGAGCCCACUAGAAACGAACCUACUAAUCAAAAUUCCGAAUUCAAUUUAAUCAAACGGUCAAGUAAACUAAAACUAGGUAAUGUUGUCAAAGUUCUGGAAGACACUGCACACAGCGUGAAAAUCGGUAAAAAGCUAAAGAAAACUCGAGAAGCUAAGGUCUUACCGAAGCCGCUAGAAAAACCUCAGGCUGAACGUAUAAAAAGGGCGACUGGUUACGAAGACACAAAAAAGAAAGUAGGCAGGUGGGAUCCCGUUGUCGCUAGAAACAGAACUGUAGAUUUUGUUUCCUACCCUUUAGGCCAUGUUUCAAAAAAAUCUAAAAUUCAACCGACAAAAGAAUUCCUCUCGAAACUCACUCUUAAAUCUUCCUUGGAAAAAGAAUUAGAUGAGAUUGAUCCUCCCCCGGAAUCAAAAGAGGUAGAAGAAGAAGAACAAGUAUAUCCCAUGAGCUAUGAAGAGAUGUUGGAGCAUAGGCAGAAUGCUGCAAAAUUGAGAGCUCAACAGUCAUACAAAGCUGCUAAAGAAAAGAGGCAAAGUAAAAUAAAAAGUAAAAAAUAUCAUCGUAUCCUCAAAAAAGAAAGGCUAAAACAACAGUUGAAGGAGUUUGAAGAAUUGCAAAGUAAAAAUCCUGAGGAAGCCUUGAAGAAGUUGGAAGAACUUGAAAAAACUAGAGCUUUGGAGAGGCACACUCUAAGACACAAGAAUACAGGAAAGUGGGCUAAAAGCAAAUUGGUUCGAGCGAAAUAUGAUAAAGAGGUACGCCAACAACUAGCAGAACAAUUGUCUGUCAGUAGAAGUUUAACACAUAAAACACAAGAUACACAAAGCACUGAUGAUGAAGCAGAUGAUGCAGUAAAUAUCCCAGAUUUAACUCUAGCUCAGGAUCCCAUGAAUCCUUGGAUGAUGAAGAGUUCAGAUAGCAAUGUUGACUCAGAAUUUAACUUUGGAUACAAAAAAUUUCUAAAAGAUAAAAUGUCUAAAAUAAAAGAGAUUGAUUCUGAUUCUGAAGAAGAACAAUCUGUAAAAACAAACAUUGAAGAUUUUUCUUCAACAAUUGGACAUCUUAAGGGCAGUUUGAAAAAAUUAUGUGAUACAAGUAAUCCUGAAAAUUCAUUUAGCGAAGUAACAAUGCCUGAUGAAACAAAAAGUAUUAAAAGAAAUCAAAUAAAGACCAAAAAGAUAUUUACAACUUUAGGGGCAACUUCAAAUUGGAUUGUUGAAGAUAUAGAUGUGGCAUCUCAACCAAUCUAUGGACUUAAAAACCAUGGGAAAGCAUCAGAGGAUAUUUCAAAUGUUUUUGAUAAAUUUGAAAACAAAGUUGUUGGCAAAGUAGAGACUAAAUUGAAAAAAUUACGAAAGCAAAUUAAAAAAUUAGACAAACAGUCACAUAAACCAGAUAAAAUGGAGAGUAAAAAUAAUGAUGACCAAGAUAACCUUGAAUACUUAAAGCUUAAUAAACAGAAUCUGAAGUCUCAAGUUGAUGAAGAGUUGUUUGAAACACAUAAAGGUAUUGGACAUGUAAAGGAAACAGCGUCAUUGUCAAACAUAUUAACAACAGUAAAUAAUCCUUUACAAGGGAAUAUUGAUGUUGACAUUGAUCCCAACAGAUUUAUUGAAGUUAAGCCAAAGUAUUUAAACACAGCUAUUUCAAGUGCACAAAAUGAUAUUGAUGAUUUAGAUGAUGAUGAACAAGUUGUUCCAAAGGUUGAUAUUGAGGAAGUUUUUGAAGAAGAUGAUGUUGUUGAUAGCUUCAGACAAGAGAAAGAAGAUGAGAAGAACCAAGAUAUAUCUAAAGAUAUUGAUCUUACCUUGCCAGGAUGGGGUAGCUGGGGUGGCAAAGGAGUGAAGGCAACAAAGCGCAAAAGAAACAGGUUUAUUGGUAAACCAAUACCUAAAAUGCCUAGGCGUGAUGAUAAUAAAGGCGAUAUAAUAAUAAAUGAGUUCAAAAACUCUCAACUUGAUGCACAUAAAGUUUCAAAUUUGCCAUUUCCUUUCACAAGUGUUAAGGACUUUGAAGCAUCAAUUAGAACACCUCUUGGUAAUACUUUUAUACCUGAAACUGCUCAUAAGAAACUUAUCCGGCCCAAUGUCAUUACUAAAGCAGGUGCUAUAAUCCAACCUAUGGGCGAAGAUGAAUUACUGGUUAAGAAGAAUCUUAGUUUUAAUAAUGAAUCUGUAUUGAAAUUUGUGACCAAAAAAUAAAAUCCUACAUAUUUGCUUAAAA